AUGGGUAUUGCGGGGGCAGAAGCUAAAAAAGAAGAGUUUUUAAGGGAUAUAAACUAUCUCGAGAAUGAUGCAAGGUACGAAGUUAGUUUACCGUGGAAAGAUAAGUGCGUUCCAAAAUCGCCUAGGUACAGUAUGUGUUUGAAGCGACUUUAUCAACUCAAGGCUCGUCUCGAUAAAGACAAAUCUUUACUCGAACAGUAUGACAACAUAAUUAAGGAACAAGCGAAAAGUGGAAUUACAGAACCCGUAGUUAAGCCUGCACAACGCAGCCAUUAUUUACCUCAUCACGGAGUACAACGUGAAGAUAAAGAGACUACGAAAUUGAGAGUCGUAUUCGAUGGUUCAGCAAGAUCGUUCAAAGAUGACGUGUCUUUGAACGAUUGUCUUGAAAAGGGGCCGAAUUUAGUCCCUCAUCUGUUCGAUACCGUAGUUAAAUUUUCGUGGCUAUCUUAUCGGACUUGUCGCGGAUAUUGA
Dendronephthya gigantea is the source of this 474-nucleotide messenger RNA. RefSeq lists its product as uncharacterized. Bases 1 to 474 code for a protein of 157 amino acids. NCBI's taxonomy places the organism in Eukaryota, Metazoa, Cnidaria, Anthozoa, Malacalcyonacea, Nephtheidae. The transcript has a single exon. The record is from RefSeq and is a predicted model, not a curated record.